GCAAUACCGGAAAAAUGACUAAAAUACCCCCUGCUCCUUCCCCGUAAGCCUGCUCAACCUAGGGCGGCGAGUUGGCGGCGCCACCAGUCGGCGGAUCGACGCAAUUCGCCCCCCGGCCACUCCGCCCCACCUUUGCUAGUCUGGCUUCCUGUGGAGAUCCAUCCCAAAUUCCCAACGCGUGCGUUGCGUUCAAUCCUCCUUUGUCUUUCUCCGCUUCACGCCUUCACCUCCCUCCCCUUCCCUCUAGCGGCAAAGACAGCGCGAGCGCCGCCGCCCUUGGCCAGUCUUCGCAGGGCGCUUCGCCGGCGACGAGCGUCAGCCAGGAGAAGGCAUGGCUUCACGCGUGACACCUUCUAAGAGGCCGUUUCAGAAAAAUUCUUCAGACCACAAUGGCCGGGGCAAGUGGCAGAAGACGAAGCAUUCUUCUUCACAUAAAUCUCAGUUCAAAAUAGAGCCUGGUGUUCCCAUUUUUCGCAUUCUUUGCCCUGCUUCAAAAUCUGGGAAUGUAAUUGGUAAAGAAGGCAGCAUUAUUGCAAAGAUACGGCAAGAGACUGGAGUGAGAAUCAGGGUUGAUAAAGCAGUCUUAGAUUGUGACGAGAGAGUUAUUUUCAUAUCUGCAAUUGAGAAGGAUGUAGAAGCUAGUAGAGAGCAAUUUGGAAAGAAUGAUGGAGGUGUUGCUGUUUCUGCCCGUGGUGACCAUGAGAAGGAUAAAGUCAACAGUAAGGAGAAAAAGGAUGAUCCAGAGAAAAACCUCAGUAAGGGGGAAGAAGAUGGUUCAGAGGGAGACUACCGUAAUGAGGAAAAGGAUGAUUCGGAGAAAGACAACAGCAAGGAGCAGAAGGGUGAUUUAGAGAAAGAAAAUAGUAAGGAAGAUAAGGAUGAUUCAGAGAAAGACCACAGUAAUAAGGAAGAAAAGGAUGAUGAUUCAGAGAAAGACCACAGUAAGGAAGAAAAGGAUGAUGAUUCAGAGAAAGACCACAGUAAGGAAGAAAAAGAUGAUCCCUUUGUUGCAAUAGAUAUGAAAUCAGAACCGGAGAGGGCAGUACCUUCAGCACUGAAGGCCAUUUUAUUUGUCUUCGAUAGGAUUUUUGCAGCUGAAGAUGAUAAUGAAACUGGGGAUGCAUCGGGUGCGAGCACUUCUGUUUCUUUGCGAUUAUUGGUUCUAUACAGCCAAGCAGGUUGGCUUUUGGGGAAGGGUGGUAGUGUGAUUAAGCAAAUGUCAGUUGAUAACGGCUGUGAAAUCCGUGUUUCAAAGGACAACCUUCCACCAUGUGCACUAUCCAAUGACAGACUUUGCCAGAUCAAUGGAGAGGUUGACUCAGUAAGGAAAGGUCUGAAUGCAGUAGCUGAAUUGCUCUUAGCUCAUCCACCCAAGGAAUCUGAUGUAGUUGCUGGUAUUCAUUCUUCUGGAUCAUCAUCGCGCUCAUUGUUUAGCCAGUCAGAUGGUUUUCCUUCAGGAAUGCAAUCUAACUUCCAUUUCCCCUUGCAAGGGCCAUCCCAAGCCAAUGGACCUUUUGAUACCAUUGAUCGUCAACCAAAUAUUGGUCCUUUUCCUAUCAUACAUGAAGCUCCGAUGCACAACCAUGCCUCAGUUCCUAUAGAACCCCUCACCUUUAGGUUACUGUGUUCAAAAGACAAGGUUGGCAGUGUAAUAGGGAAGGGUGGAAACACUGUUAAAACUAUCCAAAAUGAUACAGGCUGUGAAAUAAAAGUUCUUGACACUGUUCCAAAAACGGAUGAUCGCAUCAUAAGUAUAUCUGGACCUGCGCAUCCGGGUGAUGGAAUCUCCCCUGCACAGAAUGCCAUUUUGCAUGUGCAGCGCAAACUUAUGUUGCCUGCCUCUGAUAAGGAGGGUCCUGCAAUGUGUAGGCUGAUUGUUUCACCCAACCAAGUUGGUUGCCUUCUGGGCAAAGGAGGUAGCAUCAUAACUGAAAUGAGGAAGCUUUCAGGAGCAUUUAUAGUAGUGCUGAGCAAAGACAAGAUCCCGAUGGGUGUCCCAGAAGAUGAUGAAGUUAUUCAGAUAAGCGGGGGCUGUGACGCUAUUCAAGAAGCUCUAAUGCAGAUAACUGCUAGGCUUCGUAACCAUCUUUUCCGAGACAGAAUGCCUGCAUUGGGUCCUAAUAUGCGGCCACCUUUUGGUUUGUUAGAUUCUCAGUUUGGUCCAUAUGUGGGAAACCAUGAAUCUUCAUCUCUGUUUCAUAAAGAUUUUAUGGGACGGCCAUUGGAUGGGAUCUCUGCCCCUUGGACAAUAAAGGGCAUUCGUGAUGUUGGUGAUCCAAUGUCAAUACCUGAUAUCCCCGGAGCGGAGCAUAGAGAACUCGGUGGAUUUUCUGGUCCUGGUCAGUCAUCCAUGAUGCCAAACUUGACUGCAGAGGUCUUUGUUCCAAGAUUAGUUAUUCCUGCUCUCUGUGGUGAAGAUGGAGGUUGUUUGGAUAGGAUUCGUGAGUUUUCGGAAGCUAAGAUAGCAGUCGCUGAACCUAUAGCUGAUGCAAUGGACACUGCUGUUUUAAUAUCUGGCACACCAGACCAGAUGCAUGCAGCCCGAAGUCUUGUCCAAGCAUUUGUUAUAAGUGAAUCGUUUGCCCCAUGAUACUUGGAUCCUCCAAAGGCAUUGAAGCUAGUGAAAAAAAAAGUGGGUUCGUGUUGUGAAUAUGCGUCCCUGUUUGCCGAGUGGCAUAUGCUCCAAGAGGUUAAUUAGGCUGAGUAGAUAUAGACUUCCAAACUCAUCCCUUAGAGAUAUGGGACACAUUCUGGGUAGCACCAGAGAUGUAUUGCUUAUGUAAGCAGUAUGCUUGGACCCGAAAUUACCCUCAGUACUGAUGUUGUGGAUGUUAAAGUUAUCUGCAUCUCCAUUUCCUUUGGUACCUGUAUUUGUAAGAAGCACAAAUGCAGGCUAUUGCCAAUUGUUUUGCGAUCAAGGUUUUGGGAGGCGUUUAUGGUAUAAGAGUACUAUGUUGAGACUGUU
Molecule: messenger RNA, 2965 nt
Organism: Setaria italica (foxtail millet)
Lineage: Eukaryota; Viridiplantae; Streptophyta; Magnoliopsida; Poales; Poaceae
Product: RNA-binding KH domain-containing protein RCF3
Exons: 9
Coding region: 332-2590 (752 amino acids)
Biological process (GO): regulation of gene expression
Cellular component (GO): cytoplasm; nucleus
Molecular function (GO): mRNA binding
Source: RefSeq, a predicted model, not a curated record